UGUUUUUGUUGCAAAGCGACCAAACUUUAGUUUUUUAGUUGUUAUUUCCUGCAUUUACUAUUCUAAGUUAUUCAACAAGUGACGUCACUUGCAAGGCUUCAGGAUGAAUUAUGGACGGAAAACGCCUUCGACAUAUCGCUCGAAUCCAUCGAUGUAUUCUCAUGCCACGGGCAGGUCCUCGACGAAUCUGCAUUCCAUAAAAUCGCGCUCCACGCGCUCCGUGCGUAUUCCAUGGUACCAACGUCCGUUGCUAAAGAACAACCAGUACAUAGAUAUACAAAAAAGUGCCAUGCUGAUCGGCCUAUUUGCCAUUUUCCUCUCACUUUUCACCAUUGGUACUUCGAUCUUCGACAUGUACUGCUACGCCAUGGCCGCGCCAGGCUCCACUCAUUAUGGUUACUACAUAAUAUCAUAUGAAUUUGUUUAUGUCGGCAACAAGCACGUUCGAAAUAUGCUGAUUGUAUUCGCUCUGUUCUCCCUUAUUAUGGCGCUAAUAAACUUUGUGACCAGCGUUUUGCUGGUCGUGGCUUUGCGCAAGGAAUACGAACGUAAGGUGAUGCCCUGGCUGUGGACCUUUGCCGUCUUCACAAUUUGGCGCGCCUUGGCGCUGAUCUUCUUCGCCAUUGUCAACGAUCUAUACUUUGCCUACAAUGUCCUUAUGGUGCUGCUCUGGACAGUCUUUUGCCUCGUCUGCAUCUAUGGCUGGGCCGUGAUCUAUUCGCUUUACCUGGAGCUAGUGGAUCUGACUAAGCUGGAGGAUUUGGCACACCUACGCAUGGGCACAAUGGCUUCGUUGCAUGCGUCCACGGCGAACUCUUUGGCAGGUUCGCGUCCCACGACGCCGCACAGCACGGUCUCCACUAUGCCCGUGGGCUAGUCGAGCACGCCCUUGUGUUCAGAAACUUCACAACGAAAUUCUGCACAACCAACUCCGUCCAAACGUUGCAAAAGCAUCGCGCUUUAUAUUAUAUUUUGUUUAUACAUUCCAUUUUUGUAAACACAAUCCACCAGUUAGUGCCUUAGGAGUUUUAAAGAUAACUACUUCAUGUAUAAGUACACACACACAUCCACGCAUUUCUCGAAAUAUGCUCCAAACGCAAAUUUGUACACGAAUCUGCUUAGUUUUUAAGACAUCUCCGUACCCUUUGCCGUCCACUCUACAUUUUUUUAUUGAUUGCACUGCGAACUGUUUGUAGUGAAUUGAAAAGAAUCUCUACCUUUUCGACAUAUCGUUAAACUAUGACACGUUUUUAUACAAAAAUGAAGCUAUUUAAUAAAAAAUAUAACGCAAUAAGAAAACCCAUAAAAUUA
Molecule: messenger RNA, 1311 nt
Organism: Scaptodrosophila lebanonensis
Lineage: Eukaryota; Metazoa; Arthropoda; Insecta; Diptera; Drosophilidae
Gene: pasi2
Exons: 7
Coding region: 104-877 (257 amino acids)
Source: RefSeq, a predicted model, not a curated record